UGCUGGCACAAUUUGUGUCUAUUUUUGGACGUCGGACGGAUGUAUGUGUGUGUGAUCUGUGAAUUUAGGUCGAAGUAGGUUAAAAUAGGGAAGUUUCAUGAAUGCUGUGGCAAAAUUAUGUCAAACGAAAUGAAAGACUUUUCUGCCACAUCCCUUGACCAAUCCUCGCUUUCCUCCCUUGACCAUGGUUCAGUGAACAUGUCCUCAGAGGGCAUGAUGCAGAUCAUCCCACCCCCAGCGGUCAGCGUGAAUAAAUCUCCACAUCGAGGUCCACUGGACAAUCUCAAAAUGAUGCCAGGCUCUGAUGGCCACACAGAAAAUAUGAUUCAUGGCAGCCCCCCUCAGAAAGCCAAACUGGACAGCAGUCGGAAACCCUCAGAGACCACCAAAGCUCAGAUCGAGGUCAUUCCCUGUAAGGUGUGCGGGGACAAGUCCUCAGGUGUGCACUACGGGAUUAUCACCUGUGAAGGCUGUAAGGGAUUUUUUCGUCGAAGUCAAGCAGGUCCGGUUAAUUAUCAGUGUCCUAGAAACAAAAACUGUGUCAUUGAUCGAGUGAACCGGAACAGAUGUCAGUUCUGUCGCCUUCAGAAGUGCCUGGCACUAGGGAUGUCUCGGGACGCGGUGAAGUUUGGUAGAAUGUCGAAGAAACAGAGAGAAAGGGUGGAAGAUGAGGCAAAUUAUGUAAAGCAGUCACGCAUGAACGGGUACGAUACCACGUGUGGAAUGCCUCCUAGCAACAACAACAAUCAGUUUUCUAUAUACAAUGAUUGUCACCUGAUGUAUACCUCUAAUGGCUACGCCUACACCCUCCCUUCUCCAGCAGCCUCGGAGAGUCAGCCAGAAACCCCCGUCUCCCCGGAACCCCCUGCCUACAGCUCUCCCCAAGUCACCUCUCAGCCCCAUCCGAUCGCUCUCCUGAGGGCCGUGGAUCUGAUGGAUCCAGUGAUGCUUGGGAAGGCUGUGACGGAGGCUCACAUGAGGACGUGUCUAUACACUAAAGACCAGAUAGAGCAUAUUAAAUCCAGCAUGACCCCUCAGGACAUUAUAGAGACCUUCAAAUCUAUGACGCGGAGCCAGUUGUGGGCAGAGGUGGCAGAGAAAAUUACGAUUGCAGUGCAACAGAUUAUCGAGUUCGCCAAAAUGCUGCCGGGAUUCAUGGACCUUUCUCAGGACGAUCAGAUCAUGCUGCUGAAAGCAGGGAGUUUUGAGCUGGCUUUAAUCCGAGCCUGUCGUGUGUAUGAUGAACAGAUGAACAGCAUCGUCUUUGGAAAUGCCGUAGUACCUCUUUCAAUCUUCUCUGCGUUCAAUGAAGAGGAGUGCCAUUUACGGGAGCGAGUAUUUGAGUUCGUUCGGACCAUAAUGCACAUGAAGCUGACAGAGAGUGAGCUGGCGUUAUUUAGUGCUGUCGUGUUAAUCAGGGCAGAUCGCCCUGGAUUGAAGGACAUUGCCGAUGUACAGAAACUGAACGAGAAGGUUCUGACAGCAUUAAAACAGGAGUUAAGUAAAACCCACACAGACGAGAACCUCCUGACGCGUUUAAUGCAGCUGACAUGGAGUCUACGGCAGCUCAGCUCGCAGCAUAUAGUGCUUCUUAAUAAAUACAAACAGGCUAAUCCCGAUGUAGAGUUCCCUGCCCUUCAUAAGGAACUCUUCAGUGUGGAAGGUUUGGAAGGUUCAUAGAGUCCUUUCUGAAAGAAUCAACAUUGUUCAUUGAGGAGAGUGGGUUUUUUUUUCUAAGUCGACAACACAUUGCUUAUGUUGUUUGAUGUUUCAAACAGAGUUUUAAGAUUCGUGUCGUGCUUUGUUUGAAUUUUAGGGACAGCAUUGAAAUAAACAUCCUUUUUUAUGGAUGGUAUGUAUGUCAUUUGAAAAAAAAAAUAUAAGAAAAUAUGGUCAUAUUUACAUAUUUAGUUAUGAUUGUUUUUACAUCCGAUUUUGUGCAUGUAGCAUGCUCACUAUUGUAACACAUCGCAUCUAUACGGAGAGAAGUUAAUUCUUAACAUUGGGCCAGUUAGAAUUAAUUGAUAGAUUAUCAUCACCACCCGCCCCUCAAAAAAAAGGGCCCACCCCGAUUUUUUUUAUUUUCGCAAAAAUUACGAUUUCAAACAAUCUUGCUUCCCAGUGAUUAAAGUCACAGAAUGUUGGUUUUGUAUCUUCUACCAAGGAUUCCUUGAAUGUUAACUUGAUUAACACUUUGUGUGGUGCCUUCUGUCAUUAAUUUUUUUUUCUCGGGAAAUAUAAAUUAAAAAAUAAAAUCCUCCAACCCGCCCCAUAUUUUUUUUUUUGUGACCCCAGAUGAUAAUCUACUAAUUAAGUUGAAUUUGCCUUACAAAAGUUUCUUCUGAUUAUUGCCCAGUUCUAGCAGUGUAUCGGGGAAGCUCGUUAUGAACAAGUCGUGAUGAACAGUUCUAAAUCAGCAUAUAAACUAUAAAUGUUCAAGUCGUUAAAGAAAUUUUUAUUGUUGUGAACAGUUUGUAGCAAACACGAUGGAGAGAGAAAAGUUUAUUGUGAAUACAACUUGUAUCAUUGCAAAUUUGGAAAUUGUAGAAGAAGAAAAAAUGAAAUAGAAUUAUAUCGUGGCAUGAGUUGGCCGGAGAAACUCGGUGACGGCUGUUGUGUGGGAAACAAUAUGUUAUGAUUUCUUUCCCGCAACUAAAAUGAUUUUUAUCUAUAUCAGUAUUUUUUACUUUUUAAGAAGAACGCAUUACAUGCAGAGUACCAACAGGCUUCCAUUUCAGAUCUGAAAAUUUAGAACAUUGAAUUUUCAAGUGAGAUGCAGUAGUGAGUUGAAGUAUUGAUUUAGUUUAAGGAGUCAAUUUAAGCCCCUUUAUCCCCCUCAGGAAAUAUUUUAAUGAUAUAUGAUGUGUUUUUUUUGUUGGUUUUUUUUUUUUUUGUGAAGGAAAAACUUGUUUAAUGCAGGAAUCAAAAGAAGCUUGUUGUUUUAAGUUUUGUGUCUGAAUUUUUCACCUUAUUUUGGGAUGAGAAAGGGUGAGUCUAUCUGCCCGUGUUUCUCAAUGUUGUUUCUGAUGUUCUUUGUGUGACGAUCACCAGCGUUUGAAAUAUUCUGUGUUAGUAAAACGAAUUUCUAUCAGAAAGCUUUCAAUUUACACAUCACAGAAACAAAUUGUAUUUUUUUUUAAUGCACUAGUUUGACAAUUUUAAAAGUAUUAUUUUUUUUUUUUUAUUAGGACAUUUUUGAGUGGGUUUUUUUUGGGGGGGGAUAUUGACUUGCAUAAAGUUUAGGAAAGAUCUGUCAAACUGGAUGAGUAUUAUUCAUAUUUACAGAUAGCAUUUUUCUUUUAUAUAGCUGAGAAAGGAUAUAUAUAUAUAUAAUUGAAGCAUUUUUAAGAAUAUAUACAUGAAGCUGUGCUUGAAUUUUGAAUAUUUUUGUUGUGAAAACUAGUACCUCUAACUGGUCGCCAUAGUAAUGAUUCAGUACAUAUUAAGAUUUAAUUUUCAGGCCAAAUAAUUUUAAAAUUCAGCUCAACACUUCAACAUUUUCAUUUAAACAUAUGCAGUAGAUAAUUUUCGUUCUUUUAAAAAAAAAUUACCCCCCCCCCCCCCCUCUUGCUUAUCGUGUACUUCAUGGAGCAACAUGUUAACAUUCAUUCUGGGAUUUCUUGAAAAAAUCUCUAACUAAGUUUAGGUUUAACUUUUAUUUGAGCAGUCAAAAUUUCAAACUUAAGUCCAAGUUUCGACUUAAGUUUCUUUCGAGAAAUCAAGGCCUGAAUUCCCUCCUCUGUAUCAAUGUGACUAAGCUUUAAAUCUAUUCGUGUGUGUUACAGUGAAUUCAAUAUUUAGUCAGAUUAGCAUUGUUGUGAAGCGUUUAUUAAGGAGGAAAAGGGGGGGGGGGGUGAUAAAUAGAAACUUUAAGAAAAAUAUGGAAUAUUUUAAAUGAUUGAUAAUGACCUGUACAUACUUUCCUCCUUGGAAAGUGAAGUGAAGUUUGGACAGAGAGCUCAAGUAAUUGCUUUAGAAUCAAAAAUACGACUUUGAUAUUUUGUUUGUAAUAUAAAGGGAACAUUCUGGAUUUUUUUGUUCUUCUCUUGUUCACAAGUUUCCCACAACCACAAGACUUACGUAUUGCACUGUGCCAAAUUUUAUUUCACUCUAUCCCUUAGCCACCAAGUGGAAUAUUUUUUUUUUUUAAUUAUUUUUUUAUGUAUUUUUUUUUCUUUUUUUUUUUUGGUUGAAAGAUACCCAUAUUGCAAUAAAAGUUUUAUACUGUACCUUUCCAACAAAAUUGGAGGCGAGUCCCAUGGACAUAGAUUAUUAAUGUAAGAGUUGUCUCUCUUGUCAGAGGGGUGUUUGAAUGGUAGGAGUUUUUGAUUGACUUUCCCUCUUCGAUUUACACUGAUAUCUAAAAGGAUGGUUAAAUUCAGGGAACUAUCCUUCACUACGUUGACACAACAUUUGAUUUAUCGGUAUUUCUGCAUUUUGUUUCUCUACGAUAGAAUGAGAAUUCCUGUUGGGAAGGGUUUUGGACACUUAUUUCACUAAUGACCACCAUUUCUCAGAAAUGAAAGGUUUUUUUUUUUUGUUCUUGUCACUUUCAAAUGAUUGUAGAUAAUACCAAAUAGUUGUCAGAAGCGAUGGAAUUGGCUGACAUUAAUUAUACAUAGUUUCAGAUAAUUGUAAAUAAUUUCAGAUAACUGUAGAUAAAUUAGCCUGGGAUCUUCACUGGUACCUUGAUUUUGUUUUCUGUUUGGAGGAUGACUAACAUGAAGUAUAAACAGAUUUAUAGUUACACUGGUACCGGUUUUCCUGUGGAAAUAUUGAAGGUUGUUUGAUGAAAUGGGCAGCAGCACAGCAGAGUACAUUUAGUUUGUUAAAUAAAGUAAUACAUUGUUAAAAGGUGAUCGUGAUGAAAAAAUAUUGUGGCGUUGAUGUUGUUUUCAGAGGAGGGUUGCAGAAUAUCCUAAGGUUUAUAAAUUUCAAACAAUGGCGUUUUUGUUAUACUUCUUUAUUAUUUGCUGUUGAUUUGUUAUGUGCAUGGUGUUUUGUUACAAACUGCAUUUUUUAUCCCUUUUUUUUUUUUUGUUGGUCAAAUCAGUUGUGUACACAAUGUGUAAAUAUGUACAGUGUAUACCCCCCAAAAAAACUACAGACUAUACCAAAAUCAUGUGUCAAUAUUAUUUUCACUUCGUUAGUCAAUGUUAGCCACAUGUCUUAUUCACUUACAAAUUAUUGUUUUAAUUAACAUCAUUUGAUAAUUGACAUGUUCGUGGCAAUUUAUGUGUCCAAGAAAUUUUACAUUCUUAAUUUUACCAGGAAGCAAAAUUGAUUUUUAAGAGAAAACAAUCAUUUAAGGUCAUAGGAUACCACGAUUUUGGAUAAAAUGAAGUCGGAUUUUGCCGAGUUUACAUGGGAUUUUCUAUUAUUAGAUGAAGCAACAUUAUAUAAAUAACACGAAAUGCAUCAAUUUAAAAAAAAAAUUUAAAAAUUUUGACAAUGUACAUUUUUCCAUUGAAUUUUUAACUAAAGAUUGGUGUGAAUUUGGCAAAAAUAGAUGUGGCUUCAUCGAAAAAAUGUUGUGUUAAAUAUGAGUUUUUAGCAAUACAAAAACAUUUACAAAUAGUUUUACAAACUUUUAUAGUAAUUUUCUAGGGGUAUCCUGUGUCCUUAAAAAUAGGUUUAGACCUAUUACGUUUCCAUGGUGAUAUAUUAGCUUAUUAGAAGAUCCACGUUUCGGGGUCUUGGAUAUUUUGUUUGCCACGUUUAUUAAAUGCGAUCGUUCAUCAGUGUCCUACUGGCCAUGUUAGAUUUCUCGUACAUUAGACUGGGAAUCGGGCAUAGGUUUCUUCUUAAGUCAUUCAGAUACAGGUUUGUUUAAAAAAAAAAGCUUUCAUUACACACACACACAUGUAUAUCUGUUUAACAAAAUCUGAUGAAAUGUAUGAAUUGUAAUUACUGUCUGAUGCAAUCGGAUCAAGAUCGUCCUUUUCCGUAAGCGGAUUGCGGUUACGGAAAUAGCCGAGUAGUUACGAUUGUGUGCGGUGAUCAGGCCUGUGGACUUGAUGUAGUUUUGUACUAAUGAAGGUACAGCCACUAUAACACGGUGGAAAUGUAUGAUGUACCUGCAUGUAUUAUGUAUUUCAUAUUUUUACAAAAUCUCACUAAAUCAAGGGGUUAGACAAGGAGCAUGCAUAUUCGCGGGCAAUUUGUUGCAAACAAAUAUUUUUGCCUCUAAAAUUGAAGAGUUCCAUUGUAGUGUGUUGGAUAAUUGUACUAUUAGUACUAUAGUAACUUGUGACAUUUACAGUACAAUCUGAAGUGCCUUACAAGUGGUUAAAAUUUUAAUUAGAUGGGGUUUUUUUAAUUGCCCAGCAUAUUUAGAGGGAUAUUUAGCUGUCUGUCAGUUUUGUUAAUAUCAACUUUGUUUGCAGCAAAUACCCUCAGGUUACAAGGUGCAGUAAAAGUCUGUGUAAUUAUUUACCAAUGAUUCUGUUCAUUUAAACUUUAAAAAAAAUUCUGUUGAUUUAGGGGGACAAACAGUGUUGUUGGUUCUGUGAAAUUAAAUUCCUCAUUCUUACGAAAUGUUUAGGAAUGUUUUUAUUUUGGUGUAAAUAGCUCUAUUGCGGUGUUGUAGGGUGUGUAAAUCCACUGCUUUUGUGAGCCAAUUCGUGCUUAGAAAUGAUACAGAGAGCCUGUCAAUUCAAGCAUUGGACUUUUAUUUUCGCUAAGUUUAUUUUUAUAAAAGUUAGGAAAUAAAAACCAAUUGGACACACUAAACUUACAGAUCAAACUUACAGAUCAAUUUCAUAAAGUGCUGAAGCCAUCGCCCCGCCCCCCACCCCGCCCCCCUAGACUUGCAUUUGCUCAUCAUUAAAACUUCACGGCAUGUUGUCUUGUCCGGUAUCAUUGGGCGUCUGAGGACUGUUUAUCAGUCAGCAACACAUGAAAUCAUAUUUUCAUAACACAUUUAUCCAAUGAAAUAUUUUUUUUCGUGAUUUACAUGAUAAAAAUGUUAUAUAUAUAUAUAAAUAUAUGUAUGCUGUACAUUGAUGUAUCUCAUUGAUUUAUUAAAUAAACAUCAGUGUACGAUAA
This is a messenger RNA of Ostrea edulis (European flat oyster), 7047 nucleotides long. Its product is annotated as probable nuclear hormone receptor HR3. NCBI's taxonomy places the organism in Eukaryota, Metazoa, Mollusca, Bivalvia, Ostreida, Ostreidae. The transcript is spliced from 12 exons. The record is from RefSeq and is a predicted model, not a curated record. Gene Ontology annotation, molecular function: RNA polymerase II cis-regulatory region sequence-specific DNA binding; nuclear receptor activity; zinc ion binding. The coding region runs from base 118 to 1680 and encodes 520 amino acids. Gene Ontology annotation, biological process: regulation of transcription by RNA polymerase II. Gene Ontology annotation, cellular component: nucleus.